Messenger RNA from Alosa alosa (allis shad), 1800 nucleotides. RefSeq names its product junctional adhesion molecule 2a (gene jam2a). The transcript is spliced from 11 exons. The record is from RefSeq and is a predicted model, not a curated record. Gene Ontology annotation, biological process: leukocyte tethering or rolling. Gene Ontology annotation, cellular component: protein complex involved in cell adhesion; tight junction; cell surface. The coding region runs from base 271 to 1209 and encodes 312 amino acids. Lineage: Eukaryota; Metazoa; Chordata; Actinopteri; Clupeiformes; Clupeidae.
GGUGAAGAAGAGGGUGACGGCUAGUGAACCGCGGAGGGAGGAUAGUCGUAUCAUUCAACAAGCAGUGUGCGCAAGCCUUGAUAACGGAUUCCCGGUGGGUACAAAACCGGCUAUCAUAAACAGUAACUCCCGGUGAGUCGUCAAAGAAGUUUACGAGUAGAGAGCAGGGAAUUCUGUAGAAGUUCAAAUUCAUGAUAGGAGUUUGUGGACCAACCGACGACCGUUGCGCGUAUAAACCGAAGACAGGACACUCAACAUUCCGCUGUCAGCAUGGAGCAUUUGUUCACGUCCCCACUUGUGUUUGUCAUUCUUUUACAGAUCGUCCCCUCUGUGCCAGUGUCGGUGUUCACCACUGCACCUAUCGUAGAGGUUCGUGAGAACAAAGAUGCAGAGCUGUCGUGUGAGUUUAAAACGGAGAGAGAUGAACACCCUCGGAUUGAAUGGAAGAAGACCAGAGGAACGCGCUCUUCUUCUCCAGACUUUGUCUACUUUGAGGGAGAGUUCCGAAAGAGUUUUAAGGGCCGGGCUCACAUGGAUGGGGCGACAAUAAAACUGAAGCGGGUGACUCAGGAGGAUGCGGGGGAGUACCGCUGUGAAGUCAGCGCUGCCACAGACACUGUUCAGCUGGGAGAGGCCAACAUCACCAUUAUAGUGUUAGUGCCCCCCCAGACCCCCUCGUGUGAGAUCCCAAGCAGGGUGCUGACUGGCGCGGUGGUGGAGAUGCACUGCAGGGAACCCCACGGCGUGCCCGCGGCCACCUACACCUGGUACAAAGACAACAAGGCCCUGCGUCCCUCAUUCAACGCCACCUACACCAUCAACCCCCACACUGGUGUGCUGAUGUUUACAUCUGUCACAAAGGCAGACACUGGGCAGUACCACUGUGAGGCGCGGAAUAAGGCAGGACCGCCCAAAAGCUGCGAGGGAGUCCACGUGAAAAUAGAUGAUCUAAAUGUCCCAGCGAUCAUAGCAGGAGUGGUGGUGGUCUGUCUGGUUAUUGCUCUCUGUGUCUUUGGAGCGUGCUAUGCUCAUAGGCAUGGCUUUUUCAGCAGACACAGAGGAAGGUCAUUCUGGAUCACCCAGUGCCAGGGCGCCGCCCACAUCAGCAGGCAGAACCUCAACAGAACUGAAGAUAUGAACACACGGUACAGCCCCCCUCCUGAAGAGAAACAGCAGGACUUCAAGCACACUCACUCUUUCAUGCUGUAAUGGAGCCAAUGCCUUCAAGCGAGGAUAAACUCACUCAGUCGCUCACUCACAUCCGUAUUGUACGGAGGUUUAUCGUACGGAAGGAUCCACAGAUUCGGUGCCAGCGUACGUAGAUGGACAUCAAAAGUGGCCAAAAGAUUUUUGAACUCAUCAAUUCCACUUGUGUGGCUUUUUUUUUCUUACUUCUCCACUGGCCAAACACAUGGUAAUGUGUCUUACACUCCUUAACGCCCUCUAGUGGUGGCCAGUCCUUCGUUCAGAAAGACUUGAAAAGUGCAUACAGGUGCCAUACUUUUGAGGAUCUCGCUUCUCUGCCAGUGUACAUACAGUGCAAAUAGAUGGAGCGGAGUGAUGCUCCACACAGCUUAAAUUAAUAACAGCUUUCAGUGAACACAUUCAUGGUGCCUUAGUUUGUCUGGAGUGGUCUGUGUAUCAGUUAUGUAAAUAAUUGUGAGUUUCUUUGCCAUAAAGAGAAUUUGUAUGCUAUUUUUCUUUGGAGAUUUGUAUGGAUGUGUGAAUGUAAGGAUUGUUUUGUUUGUUUGUUUGUUUCUGCACACUAUUGUUGUUAUUAAAGGAUUUUGUAAAAACAUG